Molecule: messenger RNA, 1758 nt
Organism: Lytechinus variegatus (green sea urchin)
Lineage: Eukaryota; Metazoa; Echinodermata; Echinoidea; Temnopleuroida; Toxopneustidae
Gene: c1orf43
Product: protein C1orf43 homolog
Exons: 6
Coding region: 61-969 (302 amino acids)
Source: RefSeq, a predicted model, not a curated record
CAUACAACUACGCCAAGCAAUUAAGCCGGAAUCACUCAAUUUUAAGUCAUCUGGAGCAGUAUGGCAGGCAAAUUAUCGCCAGUUUUACCAACAACUCUCAUUCUCAUAGCAGGAUUUGGAGGUUUGUUCCUGCUCAUGGUUAUGCUCUUUGCCAAACGUCAAAUCACGCGCUUCAAAUUUCGAUCCCGGAGGACCCCUCACACCGCUGUUGGUCACGGGGCACCGAAGCGACUACAGUUGGAGAUUGAACAUCUGGUACAGAGGACGCAACAAAUCAAAGGGUUUCCAACGUUGCUUGCGGAUGAUGACUACAGGCUACAGUAUCUUGCCAACACAGAGUCAGAUAGAUGCACUUAUGUCUACAGAAUGAAAGCAGUUGAUGCAUUCAUUCAUUUCGAAGAACAGGUCAAAAAGUUGGAUGGGCGUCUUUCUCGGCCUAUUGGUGUGAGCGUUCGAGAGCAUAUCAAGCAGCUUAAAGUUUCACCUUUGACCCCUCUUAAAGGAGCCAGCGAUGCACUAUGCAGGGCAUACAUUGAUGCGUAUGAGCAUGCUAGGUUUGGAUGUAAGCCAUUUGGAGAAGCUGAGUACAAUAACUACAUGGCAUUACUUCAUGAGCUGAUUAAUUGUUUACGACAUAAGAGUCAUAAAAAGAGGAAAGUCAGUCAAGCAACACAUCCAUCCCAAGGUGCUACCAGGUCUAGUAUCGGCAGUCAACUUUCUCAGGUAUCUGGACCAUCUCCUAACCAGGAUAACACCUCCUCGAACAACAGAAACACAUCAUCUCUAGGGAGCAUCCAUCGCCAUGUAAAACCUCAACAACUCAGCCCAAAGUCCACUGGAGAUGAGACGUCUAGACUGACCGAUGGAAGCAGUUCUCAAUCGCAGACCAUCUAUGACGGAAGCACAGAACGCAUUCACUUAUUAAGAAACCCUGACAGAUUGCAUUAUGCAAGGAAGGAUACAACCUGAGUUUGAAAUGAAUUAUUUUGUUUAAGAAGCAUUGAUUGUUGAUAAGACAUCCAGGCUGACUGAUGGAAGCAGUUCUCAAUUGCAGACCAUCUAUGACGGAAGCACAGAACACAUUCACUUGUUAGGAAAACCUGACAGGUUGCAUUAUGCUACAAAGGAUACAACUUGAGUAUGAAAAGGAUUCUUCUUUUGUUUGUUAUGGACUCAAUGUUGAUAAGACCUCCAAACUGACCGAUGGAAGCAGUUCUCAAUCGCAGACCAUCUAUGAUGGAAGCACAGAAUGCAUUCACUUGUUAGGAAAACCUGAUAGGUUGCAUUAUGCAAGGAAGGAUAUGACCUGGGUUUGAAAUUGAUUACAUAUUUUGUAAAGGACUUGUAUUCCAUCAUUGUCUAGACUGAAGGUGAAACAGCUUUCUCAUUUAUGAGAACUUGCCGAUUGACACUAGUAUUGCAAGAUAGUGCAUGUGUUUGUGUUUUAUACAGAUGUGCAAUAUGAUUAUUUAUGUGGAGCAUUGUAGCCCAGUGGAUUAAUCUCCUGAACAGAUGUUUGUGGGUUCAAGUUCUGGAUAAAACAGGACUUGUCCCAUGAAUUAUCUGACAAGUCCUUUUAUGAAAUGUACCCCAGGGCUCCUUGUUUGAGUUUUCAGGUCAAAUUGCGUCUUUGAUAUCACUAACAAAAUGCUUUAUAAAACAUUCACCUGACCCAUACUUCUUUGUUCAUUCAUUCAUCAAUCGCAGCGGUGGAGUGUUGUGGCCAAGAGGAUUAGUCUUCUGACUUUUAAACAGAGG